GGAUAUCACUCCUUCACUUUUCCACGUGGUAGCGGAGGAGGAGGAUCGGUUUAUUUUUGCUGUGAUAUUUUAACUUGACAAAAAUGAGUUCAAGCGUGUGUUACAGAUGUAAUCGUACUGGACAUUUUGCUCGGGAAUGUACACAAGCUGGUGCAGUACCUGGAGCUGGAGCAGGAGCAGCAGGAGCUACUUUUGGCCGGGGAGGCGGCGCAACUGGCGGCGGCGGGCGAGGAGAGAGCAAAUGUUACAAAUGCAAUGGCUUUGGACAUUUUGCUCGUGAAUGCCGCGAAGAGCAAGACAGGUGUUACCGUUGCAACGGCGUUGGCCACAUCUCAAGGGAUUGCCAUCAGAACUCCGAUGGUCCUUCAUGCUACAACUGCAACAAGACAGGGCAUAUCGCCCGGGAUUGCCCUGAUUCAUCAAGCGACUUCGGGGGUCGUGGAAGCAACUCAUCUUGCUUCAAUUGCAACAAGACCGGGCACAUCGCUCGCAACUGCCCUGAAGGAUCUGGAGGAAAGAGCUGCUACAGCUGCGGAAAAUCUGGCCACAUCAGCCGUGAUUGUGACCAAAACGACCGGAAUUAAGGACUUGCUGUAAAAUGAUCCAACAGGUACUUUUUUUACGCAAGUGGUGUAUUGGAAGAAUAUUUACAGUGUUUAAAAUUUAUUGGCAGGUAUAAAUGUCACUUCAGAUAUUGUGUGUAUGACACUUAACAGUGUUCAUAAUCAGUGAGUAAAUGUCAUUUUGCUAGAACAAACCGCCACGUUUGCAGUGUGGGUGUUUGUUGACCAUUCCCAAAUCUGAAAUGUCAUUCAUUAAGUAUAAAAUUAAAUUUGUAGGCUAGUUGGUAUAAAUUUCAUGUCGGUCAGUUGUGGUUGAAAUCGAUGACGCCGUUAUACAAUGGAGCCGCCAUUUUGUUGUGUAGCAUGCAAAUGUGCUCGCCAGCCUAGUUUUACGUGGCAUUAAUGUAUUAUUAUUCUGUAAGCCUCAGACUCAUUUAUUUUGGAUUACUUUUUUGUUGUACGCUGUUUUACUUAAAUUAUUAAAUUCCAGUAUUCGCAGUUAAUGGAAGUUCAAAUUUAAUAGUUUUACCCUCUGUACUUUAUGCAAUUUCGCUUGUACGUAAUUGUGUAAAUAAACUUUCUGCCUUCGCAUGUUAGGAAAUGAAUUGCUGAAUUUUUAUUAUGAAAUUUUGGUGUAAAUUUACGGUCACCUAAGAUAUUUUUUUAUCUGUGUAAUUCUAUUGCACAAUUUAGUAGGUUGUUGGGUUGGGCGGUUAAUCACCGUAAGUGUAGAUAAUGUUAUGACGUGAGUUCACUGUACUGAUAUCAUUCAGGGUCAUUGAUGGGCGUAUGGGACUUCCAGCAAAGAUAAGCCGGUUUUCGUCUUGCCCAUGUCAGAAUUAGCUUUCGAUUUAACAAUUGCAGAACUGUUAAAAUAAUGUUAUUUACAUUGAUGCUUAAGUUUGUAUUACAGCUGACUCACGGUGUUAUAAAAAAAUUCCUGAACUCUUUCUGCUCCAAGAAAAUCUGUUGACUGUUGAAAUGGGUGUCGUUUUUUGUUUGCAAUAAACUGCAUAACACUUAUUUUUCUAUGUUUUUAAGCAAGUUAACCUUUUUAGUGGAAAAUUGUUAAUGGUGCAUAAAUUUCUUUACAAUUAUGCCUAGUGUGUGUGCAUUUAAACUUGAACAACCCUUAAACAUUAGGGAUAUAUUGUAAAUGACAAGUGUGCUAAACCACAUGCUGGUUACUAAAGCAGUUUUCAUAAUGGUAAAACUCAAGACAUUAAAUUAAUUGCAAUUAAUAGAACAUGAAAGAUUUUACAUAGAUAGAGCUAUUGCAUUUGGUGAACAGAAUGUUUUAAACAUUGUAGGUUUGUUUCUUUUUAAAUUAAAGGUAAAUUUGAAAGUA
Molecule: messenger RNA, 1911 nt
Organism: Bacillus rossius redtenbacheri
Lineage: Eukaryota; Metazoa; Arthropoda; Insecta; Phasmatodea; Bacillidae
Product: CCHC-type zinc finger nucleic acid binding protein-like
Exons: 1
Coding region: 84-584 (166 amino acids)
Biological process (GO): positive regulation of cytoplasmic translation
Cellular component (GO): membrane; cytoplasm
Molecular function (GO): mRNA binding; translation regulator activity; G protein-coupled receptor activity
Source: RefSeq, a predicted model, not a curated record